UUUGCGUCAGUCAUUCACUCGAACCACUCAGUCCACUUUCACUUUGAUUUCUUGUGAUACCCAUCCAGUUUAUACACACAACCGUCAUCAUGCGCUUCACUCUCGCUUCCAUUGUUGCCUUUGUCGCAUCUGCUGCUGCCGUCUCUGUCACUUCUCCCACCAAGAAUGAAGAUGUUGACCUCAGCAAUGGUGUCACCAUCAAAUGGAGCUCUGUCAGCUCCGAUCCCUCUUCCUUCUCCAUUUACCUGGUCAACAUGAACAGCUACCCCAAUGUCGACAAGCUGAUUGCCGACGACGUCAAGACCUCUGAUGGCUCUUAUACUAUCGACAGCCUGUCUGGCAUCGACAACGGCUCCGGUUUCCAGAUCAACCUCAUCUCCAAGGACCCCAAGAACUCCGGCAUCCUGGCUCAGUCGCAGCAGUUCAAUGUCGAGUCUUCCAGCUCCUCGAGCUCCACUACCACCGCUGCCUCUAGCACUAGCACUGCCACCUCCGCCUCCGCCAGCGCCUCCUCCUCUAUCAACGCAUCCUCUUCCGGCUCGGCCUCUGCCUCUGCCACCCCUACUACUGUUGACAACGGUGCUGGCGCUCUCGCUGUCCCCGCCGCUGCUGGCUCCCUCCUCAUGGGCCUCUUCGCCCUGGUUCUGUAAAUGACCAAACCGGAUACCCACGACAACCAACAACCUCACUUCAAUUCUUUUAGUCGCCUUGUUCGAUGCACGUCGGUUCUCAAGAGCUGCAUGAUC
Molecule: messenger RNA, 746 nt
Organism: Aspergillus wentii DTO 134E9
Lineage: Eukaryota; Fungi; Ascomycota; Eurotiomycetes; Eurotiales; Aspergillaceae
Product: GPI anchored serine-threonine rich family protein
Exons: 5
Coding region: 90-650 (186 amino acids)
Source: RefSeq, a predicted model, not a curated record